This is a messenger RNA of Vigna unguiculata (cowpea), 1645 nucleotides long. RefSeq lists its product as uncharacterized. The record is from RefSeq and is a predicted model, not a curated record. NCBI's taxonomy places the organism in Eukaryota, Viridiplantae, Streptophyta, Magnoliopsida, Fabales, Fabaceae.
UGACCCUUUUAUGAAUUUAAGUAUUAAACAAUCUUUUCCUCGUGGGAACUAUAAAUCCCUAACUGAUUUUAUUUUGUUUUAGGGGACGUGAGAACCGAUUCUCGAGAAUCGAAUCUGGGCGCUGGUGACCUCUGAGAAUAGAUUCUUCAGCGAUGGAUUGCAGAGAAUCGAUUCCCGUGGCCACUGAACUGAAUGGAGAACAGAUUCUCCUUGUUAUGUAAUCGAUUCUCGGGUGGUGCAUUCCUCUGGAGAUCUCGUCGCGGUGGUGGUGCUGAGUUGGUGAGGUGGCUGGUCGUGGUGGUGUGCUGUUGUCGUUGGUGGUCUGCUCCGGUCUGCUCGUGUCGGUGCUUUGGGGAUCGUGGUGGUUCACCUUCACUCUGUUUAGGUUUAGAUCUUCAAGAGCAAUGACUUCAUCUUUAUCAACUAAAAGACAGAGAACUGGAAAUCAAAGAAGAGAAAAAGCUUUGGCCAUUGAACCUGCACUUCCUACCAGAAGGCUACCCUCAAUCGAAGAAGUUUUAAACCAAACACGGUUUUUUGGCGAGCAUGAUCAGAUGAUUGAGUAUGGGAAGGCAUUUUACAAGAGGAAAAUCCUGACACCAAAGAUAAUGAAUUUUCCUUUCUUUGCACAAUCAGGUUUGUACUUUCACCAUCAUCUUCAAUUUCAAGGUUUGGAGGAAUUUGUAUGUAUGGAAUGUCCAUACUUUGAAGAUCUCAUAAGGGUAUUUUAUUCCAACCUGAGAGUGGAAGAAAAUGGUUACCUCUACACAGAGGUUAACAAGACAAAGAUUAAAAUGAAACCUUCUGAUUGGUUGACCAUAGCUCAUCUGAAGUAUCAAGGUCAACGACUCUCAUUUCCAAACAUACCUGAAGACUUACCCUACAACCGUGACAUGGCAUUUGGUGCCAUGAUCAGACCAGAGUUUCAGGGUCAAAAUAUGAGGACUGUAGGAGCUAUGAAUGUUAAUGACAGACUUCUGCAUUACGUGUUGGUGCAUAUCUUGAGUCCUCGUGCUACCAAUUUUGCAAAAAUAAUGCACGAAGACAUUUUUAUGCUAUGGGUUAUGAAAAAUAACGUUUUGGUUAAUUGGCCUCAUCACAUCAUGCAACAUAUGAUAAAAUGUAAGGACAAUAAAAUGCCUCUUCCGUAUGGUAUUUUGAUUACCCAGAUCAUGGGUUAUUAUGGCGUCGAUUUAACUAUCGAUUCAUCUACCACACUGGGUUGGACUCAUUACUUUGGUACAAAAUCGUUGAAAAAAUUAAAUAUUGUUAAUGUGAAUGGUGUGUGGCAACAUGGUGGGGUUAAUGAGGAUGAUGAACAAGAACCUGAAGGAGAAGAUGUUGAGCAUGAAGACUCAUCCGUACCUGAACGCCAUGUUGAAGACAAUAGAGCAGAACCUCCGAUCCAGCAUGAUGCUGAAAUGCUUUCACAAAUUUGGGGAGGUAUUCAACAUCUGCAAGAAGGAUUAGCUAAUUUGAAUUCAACUGUCACCAGAGGUUUUGAUAGGGUCACUGAAAGAAUUAACCGUUUAGAAGAAAGAUUUGACACCUUUCAAGACUCUUUCAAAUAAAUGAUGUUAUUCUUUUUAUUUUAUUUCGACUAUUGUAAUUGAAGUAUAUUUUUCGAUCUUAUGUUCGUAUACAU